CAGGCAUGGAAACACAGACACACAGUGGAGAUUUACAUUAGAGAGCUGAAAGUGCUGCAGAGGAUAUCAAUACCAGCAGAACACACCAUCAGGAUUGAAACAGCAGAAGGUCUUUGUGCUCUGAGAUGCAAGUACAUUGAGAGCUCUUGUCUGUUCUUUGUUCCUGUGGGAAUUACUGAGAGAAAACCUGCGCACCUCUCAGGAGAAACAAGAUAUGUAAGGACAGGGUGUUAGGAGCAACACCUGAGCUCAGGUGAACAGAGACAUAUAAACACAUUUAACUACGGGACACUGGUUCAGCACUCAUUUUGGGAGCUUUACUGAAGAACGUGUUUUAACACCAUAUAACAUUGAUAUUGACACUGGACCAAGUACAAUGUUGUCCUGAUCUUGAGUCAGUCUAACACAUGGAUCAAGAGGAGAUGGAGUGGACUAUGCAUUCUGGAUUAGAACCAGAAGACUCAUUUGACUUCCUCUUUAAGAUUAUUCUAAUUGGAGAUUCUAAUGUGGGGAAAACCUGUGUGGUCCAGAGCUUCAAGACUGGACUAUUUUCAGAGAGGCAGCAGAACACUAUUGGAGUCGACUUCACUGUUCGAACGCUCAACAUUGAGGGCAAAAGAGUAAAGAUGCAGGUCUGGGACACGGCCGGGCAGGAGCGUUUCCGCACCAUCACACAAAGUUACUACCGUAGUGCACAUGGAGCCAUGAUAACCUAUGACAUCACACGUAGAGCCACGUUUGAUUCGGUCCCACGCUGGAUCCAUGAGGUUAAACAGUUUGGAGCAGCUAAUGUACUCAUGGCUCUCAUAGGUAAUAAAUGUGACCUGGAGUCCAAGCGAGAUGUUAAUUUUGUGGAUGCAUGUAAACUAGCAGAAGAAAAAGACAUGUUAGCAGCGUUGGAAACCUCUACGAAACAGGCUAAGAGCAUACAGGAUGCGUUCAUCCUGAUGGCACGAGAACUGCUGCUACGACAUGGAAUGAACAUGAAACGGGACGAUUUCUGUAAUGACUCCUCACAAGUCAUACUUCUGACAAAUUCCCGAGCCAUUCACAAUCAUGCUUCAUUUACACAUGAGAAGAAGAUCUGUGAAUGCUGAUACACAAUAAACACACACAGUAUGUGAGAUCUGAUCCAUUAUCUCAGUGAAAUGUGACAGUGACUGUUUUACUACUACUAAUUUGAUCUGUUGAUCUGGAAAAAAAUCAUGUAACAAGAUUCAACUAAAUCUUUCAGACAACCUCAUGACAAGUGUGAAUCUUAUAUAGUAAAUAUCACUGAAUCAAAACAAGAAGAUGGCACAGACACAGCAAUAUUAAUUUAAAGACUAUGGGCUCUAUUUUCAUGACCACGCUUGCCGCAAUACAAUUAUGUUCGCUAGAUUUAUUCAGUUUUCGUGAGAGUGCUAAUUCUAAGUGCAGUUUGUGUGCCAGUGCAAAUCUCAAGUGUGUUUGGAUGGGAGUGUUUGUGCUAUCUGUGGGUGUUUGAUUGCAAAUUGUGGGUAUAUUGUAAUAGAAGUGGUGCACAUCCAGGUGUUCACAACUAAUGGAUGUGAGAGAACAAUACGUUCUGCAUGCUGUACCAUCAACGCCGCAGCAGUCACUGCUCACAAACAUGCAGGGAGGCCUUUGGCGACUGCCUCUAAAAUGUUGACAAGUACGCCACUGGUCUAUAUGUUCCUCAAUGGGACUGAGCGAGGAUCACUGCUGCUGUGCCUGCCGCCUCGUGCACGUGCAGAUGAUAGGGUUCAUCAUGAUUUGGUAGCAAUGUCCAUUUCAGCAGUCCACUUGAUAGGUUCCUCAGCCCUUGAGAGUGUUGCUUCUCUCAGGAUUUUCUCAUAUAACGAGCAGUUUGGCACCCCAUGCUCGACAAAAUUUCACUAAACCCAAUAAGCUUGCAUUUAAGCCUUUGUUUUAGGGUGUUGGAAGGUAUUAAUCAUCUUCACUCUGUCUGUGGAGAGACGUACUGUUCCUUUCUGUAGUUCAUGACCCAGAUUGAUAGUUCAGUUUCACACCAUUGCAUCUUUUCUUUUGAUGUCUUGAAGCCAGCCUUCGCUAAUACAUUGCACACAAUAGUUGAAGCGGUGGUGCAUGACUUGAUGUCCGGGCCGGAAAGCAGAACGUCGUCAGCAUAUUGCAAUAGACAGGUGGCAGCUUGGUGUCCUUCAAAGUAGCGUGCACUACAGCAGAGAACACAGCAGGCGAGUCUCUAAAUUAUGUUACUAUUGGCCUCCAUAUGUGAAUGCGAACAGCGGCUGUGUAAUUGGCAUAACUGACACUGAAGAGUGCAGAACACAAAAUAAUAGUAGUAAAAUGAGUGUGGUCUGCUGGAAUUUAGUUAAUAGUAGUGCACACAUCCGGCACCACUGGUGACAAUGUCAUUCAUUUUCAAAUCUUGUGUUAAUCGCCAUGUAUUAUUAGUGUUAUGUUUCGGUGACAUAUUACACUUCACAGGAAUGCCAUUCAUUCCCACAGAGUUCAGAGUGUGUCCCGUAACAGAGCCCUCAUAGCAAUGCGCCGUUAAUUAACUUUUAGAUGCACCAGUUUCGAUGAUAAAGGUAUGCGGUUUUAAUAUAUUAAUUCUUUGCAUAUAGCCAGCAUCUCUGGCAAUGUUAUUGAAAUGAUUUUAUAUC
Molecule: messenger RNA, 2630 nt
Organism: Xyrauchen texanus (razorback sucker)
Lineage: Eukaryota; Metazoa; Chordata; Actinopteri; Cypriniformes; Catostomidae
Product: ras-related protein Rab-19-like
Exons: 3
Coding region: 408-1097 (229 amino acids)
Cellular component (GO): Golgi apparatus; endosome
Molecular function (GO): GTPase activity; GTP binding
Source: RefSeq, a predicted model, not a curated record